Messenger RNA from Trichoplusia ni (cabbage looper), 2542 nucleotides. RefSeq names its product arginine/serine-rich protein PNISR-like. The coding region runs from base 178 to 2409 and encodes 743 amino acids. The transcript is spliced from 12 exons. The record is from RefSeq and is a predicted model, not a curated record. Gene Ontology annotation, molecular function: RNA binding. Gene Ontology annotation, cellular component: presynaptic active zone; nuclear speck. NCBI's taxonomy places the organism in Eukaryota, Metazoa, Arthropoda, Insecta, Lepidoptera, Noctuidae.
UUAUAAAAUGUGCUGAUCUACUGGAGACAGAUGAAUCUGAAUUGGUUUUCUGUAUUAAAUCCUAAAUACUUAUUCAAAAGAAUUUAAACAUGGACGAAUGCUGUGAGUUAAGUGUGUAGUGAUGUGACGGCUUAUAAACAUUAACAUUUACUGUGUAAAUUUGCGUAUUUCACGAUCAUGUAUUCCGGCAAAGAUGCCGCAAAUACUGCGUAUCCCACGCAGUGGGCAUUGAAUCCUACUGCAUACCAAAAUAUUGAUUCUAGUCAAGUUGACUGGGCUGCUUUAGCUCAACAAUGGAUAGCCAUGAAGGAAGCGGCGGCGAUUGUAACGGCGCCGCCGCCGCCUUCUCUGAAGGUUGAUGAGGAGGGCGAAGCGCCGAUGGAGGUUGAAAACCCGGAUAAUAAUGCUGAUGGACCGCCCGGCGCCGAGUGGAAUGCUGCUACGAACUCGUGGGGCGGUUCCUGGAACCAGUGGGGUUGGGGUUGGUCUGGUUCAGGGCCCGGAGACUCCAAAAUGCCACCAGACCCUGCUAUUGGUAUGCCUCCGAUGAUAGACGGGUACACCGUACCACCUGACUCUGCGGCACCAAUGCCUGGAUACACGACGGGCACGCCUGCUCCGACCUUCCAACAUGGGUAUUGGACCGCGCCACAAGUAGACCAAGCCAAUAACAGAAGCGGGAGCUCCAGUAGAGAUCGACGCUCUAAGAGCAAAAACAGAGAUCAUAAACCUGUUCGAACUUCUAGAACACCGAGAGACAAACCACCCGUAAUACCUCCAGUGAUCGAGCCGAUAGUUAUGCCGACGGCUAUGUCUACUCCAACUAUAGACGCUGCGAAACGGCGACAACUACCGGCAUGGAUAAGGGAAGGAUUGGAGAAAAUGGAACGCGAAAAACAAAAAGCUAUAGAACGAGAACAAGAAAAGAAGGCGCGAGAAGAAGCCGAGAAGGAAAAGAAGAGGCUAGAGGAGCUAGAACUAGAAAGAAUGAAAGCAGAGGCCGGAGGACAACCAGUGUUGCCGCCCAAGAGCAAAUUCGAAUCGGAUUCUGAAGGUGAGGAAGCGGAGAAGCCCGCGCCGGUGUCCAGCCCAGCGAAGGUGGAGCCCGCAGAGGAGGUGCCGGUCAAGGAAGAGCGCGAGGAACCCCCGCCCGCCAAGAGGAGUCGGGAGGAGAUCAUGCAAGAAGUGAUGCUUGCCGUCCGCCGCUCACUCACAGAAAUACUCCUUGAGGUGACUGACCAGGAGAUUCAAAUGGUGAGCCAGGAAGAAUUGGCACGAUAUACCACCCAUCAAGCGUCGCGCCUCAACGCCAUGAAAGCGAGCAAGUCGAAGGCACUGGCCGCUAUCGCCAGUGGUCUCGGGCUGGGCGCGUACGAGAGCAGCAGCGACGACAGCGAAGACGACGACCAGAAUGACCUGACCGACCAACAGCUGCAGGACAUCAUAAAACGCAAGCGUGUAGAUUUCGAGCGCACAACGCGGGAAAUUGAAGCGGAAGUCAGGCGAGCCGAGGCGAGGGAGGCGAAUGAAGAGCCUACCACGCCAGUUAACGCAAUUCCCGAACGGCCGCGACGUUCUCGGUCAUCCGCAACGCCACCUCCAGUGGACAGUGAAACCCCAGAUAAGUUACCAGAACGUCGCCCGUCUAAGGAUAAGAGAAACAACCACAAAUCAGAAAAGGUCGACGCGGCCAGGAAGUUAGAUACCAUUCUAGAGGAGAAACCUAGGAAGUCAAGUAAAAGGGAUCGUACGCCAAGUCCUCAUGCAAAGCAGUCUAGUAAAAACCACCAUCAUAAAGAAAGCUCACCUUCCACCAGUGACUCUGAGGAUGAUUCUUUAUCGAGUCACAGCGGAACAUCUUCAGAAACUGAACAUGAUACCUUAGCUGAAGCGAAAUCAAAGAAACGGAAACGUCGGGGCUCUAGCUCUAGUGGCUCUCGCAGAAAAUCAAAGAAAGAUAAGCAUAGAAAAGACAAGUCUCAUAAAUCUAGUGACAGAAGCUAUUCUAAAUCAAAAUAUUACGAGGAGCAUGAUCGAUCUGACAAAUCAAGAUCGAAAAAGAAAGAUGACUACUACGAUAAAUACAAAUCGUCUAGGAGUAGGGACUACGACAGACAUAAAGAUAAAUACAGGGAUGAUUCGGAAGAGGAACGUCCUAGGAAACGUACGAAGCGGUCGCGUUCAAUCAGUUACGAAUCGCGUUCGGGACGGAAGAAGGUAUCGCGGGAUCGGUCUGAAGAGCGCUCGCGCAAGCGGGACAGGCGGUCAUACGACAGGGACAGCUCGAAGCGGGACAGGUCAUACGACAGGUCGGGCAGAGACUACGACAAGUACGAUAGGUAUGAACGGUCUAGGGACUACGACCGGCGUCGAUCACGCAGCGGCAGUCACUCCCGUCAUCGCCGGUGAACAUCAGGUUACUGAUCCAACAGGUGGGAGCAAUCAGUAGUGCGUGCAACAGAUGUAAAUAUUAGUCCUUGUGUAUAGUAUUUUGGUGUGCACUAUUAUCGCGUAAUACUUUAAUAAAAUAUCUACUUCAUUA